Molecule: messenger RNA, 2014 nt
Organism: Python bivittatus (Burmese python)
Lineage: Eukaryota; Metazoa; Chordata; Lepidosauria; Squamata; Pythonidae
Source: RefSeq, a predicted model, not a curated record
CAGGUUUACAAAAUACUUGUUAAGAAAAAUCCGGAAGAAAACUGGGUAGUUUUCAGAAGGUAUACAGACUUCUCCAGGCUUAAUGACAAGCUGAAAGAUAUGUUUCCUGGUUUUCGACUGGCACUGCCCCCAAAGCGUUGGUUCAAGGAUAAUUACAAUCCUGACUUCCUAGAAGAUAGACAGCUAGGACUCCAAGCAUUUCUACAGAAUUUAGUAGCUCACAAAGACAUUGCCAACUGCCUUGCAGUAAGAGAGUUUCUUUGUUUGGAUGACCCGCCAGGACCUUUUGAUAGCCUUGAAGAGAGCAGGGCUUUUUGUGAGACUCUGGAGGAAACAAACUACCGGCUUCAAAAGGAACUUAAUGAAAAACAAAAAGAGGUGGAAACUCUGAAAAAGUUAUUAAAUGAAAAAGAAUUGUACAUAAAUGAAAUGGAAAAAAGACUUGGGGACUUAAAUUUAGUGGAAACAAAGUCUUGUAAGUUGUCAGGAGAGGGGAGCGAGUGCAGUGGAGAAGUGGAAUCAUCCGCAACGGAGGCAGAUCAAAGAGCCUUGGAAGACGACAGCCGGUCUGAGAGAGAGGAUUGGAAAACCUCUUGGAGUGGGUCAUUGGUUGAAAACUUUGUGCCAGAAAUUGAAGUAGCUGAAGUGGCAUAUACUGCUGAUAUAGAGAUGUAAGCAUGGCUUGUGUUGUGUUUUGUUUUGUUUUAAAAAAAAAACCUGUCUGGAAGAUGUAGAGCAGUAGAGCUGAAGGGGAUAGGAAUGUUUACAUAAAUCACUCUGAAUGCAUUUUUGACACAGGAAGAUUAAUCAGUGCUGCUGCUUUAAUUCAGUUGUUAUCUAAGAUAUAUAGAUAUAUGGGAAACUAUAUUAAUAUAUAAAAAACUCUGGUUAAGGCUACGUUAUGCCUAGAAUCCUAAGUGAUGUGUAUAAGUUAUAAUUUACCAGUAUAUAAAGGUUAAAUGUCAGUUAUCAUCAUCUGGCUUGUCAUACCUGUUUGCUACUAAUAUACGACCUAUUUUGUAUGGGCAGCUUUUUGGUAUCUGAUUUUUCAGAUUCUUUAUAUAGGAUAUAGAUUUAUGCUCUGGAAAUACAAUUCUGCCAUCUGGCCUUGGAAACAGUAUAUGAUCUCUUAUGUUUUUUAAAGUGAUAAAUUUAAAUAACUGAUAUGUAUGUUUUAAUGCAAUAAACUAGGAAAGCUUACAGUACCAAAAUAUUUCAGAAAUAGGAGUAAGAUUGAGAGGUUUUUAUGACGCGGGAGGGAGAAUCAUAGGCAAUUUAACUGUAUAGCCUAGAUAUACUGUGGAUGUUCAUAUUCAUUGAAAAUAAUGUAAAAACUGAUUUAACAUGUACCUGUUUUUUUUUCUUUAAAUCCUAUGAUAAUUUGCUGCAUAAUCAAUAAUUGCCUUAUAUAUAUAUAAAAAAACACUACCUCCUACUUCAUUGCUUAUGCAUAAGUGUGCUGUUUAAUACCAAUCUAUAUGUGUAUGAAUGAUAAUGACCAUUUGUUAAAGCCAUACUUCUGCACCGUUAAUGAGAUCUAGUUGCAGUUCAUGUGAAGAUACCAGAUAUUCUGUAGCUUAUUUUACAAAUUAUGUUAUGCCCAACAAUGCACUUUAUCACAGACUUCUUGUGCCAAGAUCAUUGGCAUAUGCAUACACACAGACACACCCAUGCAUACCUUUUGAUUAAGGAAAGGUGAAAUGAUUUGCACAGUCAUGUCUCUAUGCUUGUUACAUAUGUUUACUGUAGUAGUGUGGGCCAGCUUUAUGGAAUCUUUGGAAACAUUUUGCUGAGCAGCUGUUUGCUAAAAGUGCCUUUUGUCUCCUCGUCCAAUGAAAAGAAAGCUGUAUUUGUUCUUCCUUAUGCCAUUUACUCUUUGUUUGUCUUAAUGUCAUUAACACACGAGUCUCCAUGUGCUUGGACUUCUCAAUGUUCACUUUGUAUUUUGGGAUAUGAGGCCAAGAGCUCUGUAGAACUGUAUAAAACUGAGGUAAAUAAAGAUUUGGACAUGACA